GGAAAAAAGAACCGCCUUUCCUUCGCUUCUCGUCAUUUGAUUCAUUAUUUUUUUUCUUUUUCGCACUUAUUAUUUUCUCGAAUUAUAACGUUUUCUCUGCGACCCACUGUUUGUAAUCAAUUUUCCGUAUUUUUUUCCUCAAUAUUUUGAACUUUUUUUCUACCCUGCCGGUUUUGUCUUGUUAAGCCACUAUAUGCGAUUAGUUCGACUUGUUUUAAGUAUUUUUUUCAGUAAAGAUUGGUUUUUCCUGAUAUAUUUUCGUUUUUUGAAUGGCCGCAGAUUUAUUUUUGAAGUUUUCUUGGAAAGAUCUGUAAAACGAUCAUAUUUUCUUUUUCUUGCGAUUGGAAGUUAGACUUUUUUCCCUUGAAGAUUGAAUCUUUAUGGGUUUUUUGUUUGAUGCUCUGUUCGUAGAUUAGUUUUUGACGAAACCUGGGUGGUUUUCGGUCGUUCUUGUUCGAAUGGGCAUUCUGGCCUCUGGGUUAGAAGGCUGAUGGAUAAUUAAUCUGAUCAGUUAUGGUUUUGAGGUUUCGAUGGGGGAGUGAUCAGUUCUUGCUGUAAUGAUUUAAUAUUUUCUUUAUCUGGUUACUUGCACUCCAAUUUGUGCUUUGAAUUCUUAUGCAGGGUUAUGAAACCAAGAAUUUCUCUAUUGGGUAUUUUGUUUCUGGUCACCUGCAUUGGUUUUGCUUAUAAAUCUGCUCAAUUUUUCGCGACUAAUAUUUUUUUUCUUGAUUGUCCUUUUAUACUUUCAUUUUUAUUUUGGUGGUUGAUUGGUACCCAUGACGGCAUUUCUUUAGUAGAUAUUCUUUUUUGCUCAGAAUAUCUUCUGUGUUGUGCUAAGUAUGCUUGCCAAAUCUUUGCUCCGAGUCCUGUUGUUAUCUUAUAUUGGAUGGUUUGAUGUUCCCAGAUGCCAAAAUUUUCUCACGACUUGAAUUAAGUUGUAAACAUAUGUUUCACCUGCUAUUCAGCCGUUAAUUUGGUUAACAUGCGCUGCUUUUAGUGGAUUUCACGGCCUACUUUUUUGGUUAUCUACUUAGAGUGCUAUGUUGUUGCCCAAAUCAGUUGAAAUUGUUCUGAUGCUCCUCCGCGAUCGAUUCAUCUACCUAGUCAAUUUUCUUAAUUUUUCAUUCAUUUUUGGGGUCUUUUAAGCCAUCAUGGUGUUCAUUUAAGAUUUCUAUUUAAUAAUUCACGCCCGAUUAUUGGGAUCAUCAUCAUCAUCAUUAUUUCUAUUUUUUAUUCUUUGAGAAAAGUGAUUGUGAUACAGAUAGUUGGCCAGCAUAUACUAUCAUACAUGCAGAAAACUUGAACCUACUAUAAUGGUCCUCGACUUGGAAAAUGAUCUGUUUCUUGUACCAUUCAAUGAUCAAAUUUUCUGUCUCAUAUCUUACUAUUUUCAGAGAGCAGUAGGAAGCGACUGGUGCUCAUGGAGGUUAAUGGCCAGAGAAAAGCGAGGAGAAAAGACUAUAUUUCCCGAGAAGAUAAUAAUGCAAAUUGUCUGAAUGAUUUUGGCGAAUUUGAUCCAUGGACAGCAUGGGCAUACAAGCCUCGCACAAUUUCUUUGCUACUUAUUGGAACCUGUCUUUUAGUUUGGGCAAGUGGAGCACUUGAUCCGGAAAGCACUGCAUCUGAUGAUGUUGUUACAUCUGUAAAGAGGGGUGUCUGGGCAAUGAUUGCAGUCUUUCUAGCUUAUUCGUUGCUUCAAGCGCCCUCAACGGUACUUAUCAGGCCGCAUCCUGCCAUUUGGCGUCUGGUUCAUGGGAUGGCUGUUGUUUACCUCGUCGCUCUUACCUUUUUGCUUUUCCAGAACCGUGAUGAUGCUCGGCAGUUAAUGAAAUAUCUUCACCCUGAUCUAGGAGUCGAACUACCUGAAAGAUCAUAUGGAACUGAUUGCCGUAUAUAUGUACCUGAGAAUCCCAAAAGCAGGUUUAACAAUGUUUAUGAAACAUUGUUUGAUGAGUUUGUUCCUGCUCAUAUUUUUGGAUGGUGGGGAAAAGCUAUAAUGAUACGAAAUCAACCCCUUUUGUGGGUUUUGUCAAUUGGCUUCGAAUUAAUGGAGCUAACUUUUCGUCAUAUGUUGCCAAAUUUCAACGAAUGUUGGUGGGAUAGUAUCAUUCUGGAUAUCUUAAUCUGCAAUUGGUUUGGUAUAUGGGCAGGAAUGCGCAGUGUUAGGUACUUUGAUGGGAAAACAUAUGAGUGGGUUGGUAUAAGCCGCCAGCCAAAUAUCAUUGGUAAGGUGAAAAGAACACUGGGCCAGUUCACACCUGCACGAUGGGACAAAGAUGAAUGGCACCCUCUGCUCGGGCCUUGGAGGUUCAUCCAAGUGCUCAGCCUUUGCAUUGUGUUUAUGACUGUAGAGCUCAACACCUUUUUUCUCAAAUUUUGUCUCUGGAUUCCCCCUCGAAAUCCUUUGGUUGUGUAUAGAUUGAUUCUGUGGUGGCUAAUUGCAAUACCAACCAUCCGCGAGUAUAACACCUACUUGCAAGACAGAAAGCCUGUGAAGAAGGUAGGGGCAUUCUGUUGGCUUUCCCUAGCAAUAUGCAUAGUGGAGCUUCUUAUCUGUAUCAAGUUUGGCCAUGGUCUCUUUCCCAACCCAAUGCCCCCAUGGCUGAUAAUUUUCUGGACAUGUGUGGGUUUGGCCCUCCUGAUCUUCCUGCUUGUUUGGUCCUGGCAAAUUCGUCGGGCAAUGAUGAGAAAAAGAACAUUCUAAAGGGCAGACUUGAGCUCUAUUGCCAUGACUGAUGGAAUUUUAGAGUCCAUGCUGGUAGCAGCAUGUAUGCAAUUUCUAGAAUGUCGGCGAGUGGAGGAAUCAAAUUUGUAGGGAGGACUGUGUUCAAUAAUUUAAAAGAUAUAAAUCUUAUUCUCUUGUAACUUUUGGUGAAGAUAUUCUGAUGUGCUUUUGGAUGAAUCAUGUUUCAAAAGCAUAUGGCCUUCGCCGACCUUCUGGAAUUUGGUACUUGGAGCGGCUGAUGCACUCAAAUUGAGUCAGCUUCUGUUCAAGAAAGCAAGAUAACCAUGUUAUGGGAGGACAUAUGGCUGUGGGAGAUGCCUCCCAAGCAUAUGCUGCAAAGCUUUUCUCAAUCAGCAGAGAUGAGGUUGUGUCGGCGGCCUGCUUCUUGGAGAAGAAUAAUGAAAGAGACAGGUGGUAUAAAUGCACUUUAGAUGAUUCAACUUGAUAGUCCCUUUGUACAGUUCUUCCAGUUACUUUUACUCCUUCAGCAUGCAUCAACAAGAAGAUAAUAUCAGAGCUGAAAAGGGGGAUCUUGAGAUCCUCUUCCAUCAAAAAAAAGAAAAAAACAAAUCUUGGGAUGGCUGUUUUCUAUGACCAUCUUGUUGGCCUUUACAUUUUGGCCCAAUAUUAGAGGAUGGCCAUUACUAAAUGUUGUUUGGAAGGGGAUGAAUGAUGAAUUUUAUAAUUGAAAGCCAGUAGAUCCAGUAAAGACCAUACUAAAUGUUGUGGACAAUUGGUUACCAUUGUAGCAAAGUUGAAAUAUUUUAGUAGAUCAUCAUAGCUAUUUUUUUUUUUUACCUCAA
Messenger RNA from Phoenix dactylifera (date palm), 3528 nucleotides. RefSeq names its product CDP-diacylglycerol--serine O-phosphatidyltransferase 1. Gene Ontology annotation, biological process: phosphatidylserine biosynthetic process. Gene Ontology annotation, molecular function: L-serine-phosphatidylethanolamine phosphatidyltransferase activity. NCBI's taxonomy places the organism in Eukaryota, Viridiplantae, Streptophyta, Magnoliopsida, Arecales, Arecaceae. The record is from RefSeq and is a predicted model, not a curated record.